Messenger RNA from Pelobates cultripes (western spadefoot toad), 27901 nucleotides. The record is from the annotation of a GenBank genome assembly. NCBI's taxonomy places the organism in Eukaryota, Metazoa, Chordata, Amphibia, Anura, Pelobatidae.
AGGUCGUCGCGUGCUGGCGGAAAUCUCACAUCGAGGCGUGGAAGUGGUCGUCGCUGUCUAAACGCGUCUUGCUGAAGGAGGGGGCGCGGCUGCAAAUUUUUAAAAAAGUACCCGGGAAGUAAACGGCUGAGUCUGGUAUAGAUGCAGACGGUGAGUGUUGUGUGUUUAUAUUUCUAGCUGGGUAUGAAGGCAGGGGGUUAGCAGGUGGUUAUUAGGCUUGGUACUCCAGGUGUUGUAGACUAUGUUUCCCAUGAUGCUCUGCCAUGGCUGAGUGCAGAAUGUAGUCCACUACAGAUGGAGUACAAAAUAUUGUUAUUCAUCAGGAGGCCUGUCAUUUACCUGGAUAUGUAUGGUUUGAUCAUGGGCAGCGGUUGAACAUUGUUUUAUAUGAUUCAUAUGCUACAUAUAAAAACAUCAAAGCAGGUCCAUUUGGGUGCUUCCUUGAUGAUUUUUUUUAAUUCCUUUUCUUUCAGGGCUAACUGUGAAUUGUCAGGAAAUAAAAGUAAACUUCCCAUUUUUAGGAUAUAAUAAUAACCCAACUGAAAACCUCUUGCUUUGGAAACUGUCCAUAGAAUAAAUAGAGCCUAUGGAAAAUGACAAGACGUCGUAGCAGCUGCCCCCAUAGUUACAUAAUGCAAUGAUAGUAUUAGAGAUUGACCGAUUUAUCGUUUUUGCCGAUAUUCCGAAUUUUUGUGAUUUUUAUUUAUUUUUUUUAAAUAUCGGUAUCGGCCUAUAUUCUUACCGGUGGUGAGGUGGUCAAACGCAUGCAAUUUGUCCUCUCUCCAAAUCUCGCAAUCCACGUGGCAUUGGAUGUCAAAGCGUUGCCACGGCAACGCUCUGCGCAGCAAAACCAGACACAUGGUUUUUCUGCAUUAUGGCCUAUGGGUUAACUUGGCAAUAACCCCUUCUGUCACUUAAUUGGGUCCAGCACCGAUGUCCCUUUACUAAGAUUUAAUCUAUAGUAUGGACUAUGUGUCUAUGUGCAAUUGAACAUUGUUCUUGUUACAUUUUGACUGAAAAAUUUUUUUCCCCCCAAUUGUGUGUGUGUGUGUGUGUGUGUGUGUGUGUAUGUGUAUAUAUACCGGUGUGUGUGUGUGUGUGUAUGUAUGUAUGUAUGUGUAUAUAUAUAUAUAUAUAUAUAUAUAUAUAUAUAUAUAUAUACACAAUCACCAUUGUUUUAGUGCAAUCUGACCAGUAUGUUUAUGUAAUAUUUAUUUACAAAAAAAGCUAAACAUUAACAAUAAACAUGUUAAGCUAACGGCAGAUUUGUGUAGAAAUUGUUUAUUUUUAAAAAAAAAUGAUAGAUGUACAGAGUAUCAGUAAGUUAUCGGCUAUCUGCCAAAAAAAAAAAAAAAAAAGUUCACAGAUUAUCUGUAUCGGCUCUAAAAAAAAAUCAAUAUCGGCCAAUAGCUAAAUAGUAUUAUUCUCACUGUAACAUUGAAUGGAAAUAAUAAUGUAGUGCAGUCUUUGUGUUACAUUGAGAUCAUAUCUGUAUGAAAAACCAAGCGAUUACCAUUUUAUGGCAUAUAUAUAUAUAUAUAUAUAUAUAUAUAUAUAUAUAUAUAUAUACAUACACACACACACAAAAUACAGCGCACUCGCUUAUUCACUAAACAAUGAUUUCAAAUCUUAGAGAUUGUAAUAGUUUUAUUGAAAAACACCUCACCUAGGCAAAAAAUGAUGGGUGUUUAGUUGCAUUAUAUGAUCAUACAUUGCAUAAGCCUGCCAACUACGUCAAAGUACCCCAUAUUCGGCAGGUCCUAUCCUAGUAGCAGCCUAAUGCUUGCUCUUAUGAGAUUAAUCAACUUACUUAGGAAAUACUUCCUUAUUGGGACUCUCUGCAAGUCAAAGCUAAAAAGGGUCCUGGAAUGAGGCACCUUGAACAGGGAGGGGUGCAAAACCAAGGAGUUGGCCUGGACUCCCCAAUAUACAAACAAAACCAAGAGGGCUGCACUCACCUGAACAUGCAUACAUCCUAUAAUGUAUGCAUGUUCAGGUGAGUGCAGCCCUCUUGGUUUUGUGUGUGUGUAUAAUUUAUUUUUAUUUAUUUUUUUUUAUUGAGAAGAGUGGUUUACAGAGUGACGGUACAAAACAAGCAAGCGUAGGUGUCAAUUUCACAAAGUUUCAGUGUCAGAAGAAUGCUAUGUACAAUUUAAAGGUUUGCGGUUCUACCAACCUCUUUCAGGUACAAUGUGGUGAUGGACAUUGUUUACCAUAACCAGUGAAAUUUCAAUCUAUGUUGUUAAUAAACCCUUUAGGCACCCAGACACCUCACUCUGGUAUUUAUCUAAUCUUUGUUUGUGAGGUCUAACAUACAUUCAUUGACAGAAGCUAUAGGUAAUUUUUAAUUCUGUAUGCAAUAGAGUAAUAAUAAAAAUAGUGUAAUGUUCACAGAAGUGGCAUUUCUGAUAAAUAUAAUUUUUUUUUAUUAUUAUUUAUUUUUUAUUUCCAUAUUACAGGAUUUACUGUGGCCUGAUCAUCUGUCUUUUGGCACAUCUCCAUAAGUCCCACAAUAUGGACAAGCUAACCUUCCCUUUGUUUCCAGCCAUAGAGCUGGUGAACUUUUUCCGUCAGAAUAUUCUAACUGGGACUGAAGCAAAAAACUUUAGCAAAAUUGAUAUUUAUCCAAACCCAAAGGUGAGUAGUGUGUGGAUUUAUCAUUUUUUCAUGUAUGAAACGGUGAUAAAACUUUGAAUACCAUGUUCAGUUUCUUCAUUCUGUACUAAAUUAAACCAAAAGUGUGUAAAGGAAUGCGUCUAGAAGCCGGAUUCACUGGCAUUGGGAAGGAACUUUAGGAUCCGUAUGAUUUCAACAGAAACUGUCACUUUUAUAAAUUAAACUAAAAAGUAUAUACAAGUGUGAAACGGUGACCAAAAUUCUCAAUAAAGUGGGCAGCAACAUACAUAAAAAAGAGCAACUUUAUCUCCUGCGAUUUAAAACUUCAAAUAUUGUAUGUGCUCUCCAAAUACAUAAAUGGGAGGAAGUAGAUCAAAUGUAUAAAAAAAUAUAUACCUUUAAUAAUAGAAAUCAGCUUAAUAAGAACAGCUCAAGAAAUAGAUUCUCACAAUCAAUGUAGAGCUAUUCAGGAAUUAUAUAUCUCUAAAAAUCAGACUAACGGUAUAUACUCGUGUAUAAGUCAAGAAAUUUUAGUCGUAAACUUAAUUUUAAAAGGCAGUCGACAUCCACGGGUCAGUGCUAGUUUCGACAGAAUUUUGUAAAUGUCGACUCCCGAACGCCGUUCUCCUAGCUGGUCGGGAAGUCGAAUGGGGUGGGGUUCGCAGGCUUGCAUUGCUGACUCAGAGAUCCAUGCCAUCGAAGACCAUGUACCGCUGUCUGCGUUCGGGAGACAAGAUGCAUUCGUACAUACGAAUGGCGGCCACCCAGGGAAUACUUGUUUGUGGUUAACAGCCAGGGUGGUCAGUGAUUACAAGGUGUUAACAAAGGGGACCACACAGUCUGUUCGGUAACCGAACAGAAGGGAACAAUUCCAUUCGAAUGCUUGGGGAUAUCAGACGAAACAAGGGACAAAUAAGGGAACACGUAUCCUCGACUUAUCCACGAGUCCGAACAUAUUUCUCAAUUGCUGGUCAAAAAAUUGCACUCUACUUAUAGAAGAGAUCAAUUUUAUAGAAGAGUAUAUACGGUAAAUCACUAUAUGCAAUGUAUCAAAAAAUCUCAUGCAAUUCUAACAACAAGAUAAGUUAAAUAAAUCUCCCAAAAAGGGGGGAAGAAAACCUUGCUACAGGUUCAAGUAAAAUGAAGCAGCACGUAGCAGCCUAAAGUGAGAGGUUGCAAUAGUGAAAACUAUCUGGAAACACCCUCCUGACCUAGUGUAUAAGAAAAUAAAAAGAUCUAAAAUAAAAAGGUCCUCUAGAAAGCAAACACACUAUCCCAAAUAUCAAUCCAGGUGUGGGUAAGGAUCCAAAGCUCAAAAGUCCCUUCAAGGGCUGUAAACCUGAUCGUGCCGAGUUGACAAGCAAAUGCCGCGGACGGUAUCUUCACAAAAUACCGCGGCUACCCUGAUGUUAUAAAGCACAGCAACUGAAUCUAGCUGAACAUGGUCCACUGAGUCUACACUUUUUGUCUCUGUCACAAGACUUUCUCAAGACUACUUUUACACACCUGCAGUUGUCAGAAAACUGGUCCCAUUACUUCCUGGUUGUUUGGUUUAGUAUAGCUAAACUCAAUCGACAGGCACUUGACUUGCAAAGACUUCUCAUUGAGCUUCAUUAGGAAGUCUGGGCUGGGAAGAAGGGGAGGGCUUUAUAAAAUCUUCUGACAAAUAUGUAGCUUCCGGAAGCUGGUUUUAGAUUCCCACCCCAUACCCUAUAACCACAACUAACUCUUUAUUUAAAAAUUUCCUAGGUAUAUGUCACACGCAUAAUUUAUAUUGAGAGUGGUUCAUAUUUGGAAUGCAGAUAUUCCUGUAAAUUAAUUUUAAACUGACAAGUAGAUGGUUUGUCUGACUCUGCUAAAUUCAUUUACAGCCUGAAGUGAUUCAAAGACUCUACAUGAGAGUCUUGCAACAAGUGUUCAACUAUGGAAUGGAACACUUCUAUAUGGUAAGUGCUUUUUUUACUCUGGACAUAUUGAGUAAAAUCCUAGUUUAGUUCCACCAUGCUGUUAUGUUAUGCUAGCCUAGCUGUUAACAUUAUUGAAAGUAGUUCCCCCAUUACUGUGUGUAAUCAUUUAGUUACUCCUUAUUGAAUAUUUAAAUUGUAGUUCUCCCCUCAAUGAUAGUGUUUGUAGCCUUGCACUGCAUAUAUAUUCAUAGUUAAAGGGACACUAUAGUCAAUAGAACAAUUACAGCUUAUUGUAGUUGUUCUGGUGAGUAAAGCCUGUCCCUGCAGCCUUUUUGCUAUAAACACUGCCUUUUGAGAGACAAAUGUGUUUAUAUUGCCCCCUAGGGACACCUCCAGUGGCCACUAUAGGUGCUUCCUGGGUCAUAUUUAGUGCCUCCCCCUCUGCAUGGAGAUGCACUGACUCAGUGCAUCUCUAUGAGGAGAAUCUGAUUUGGCUAAGCUCCUUGACAAUCUCAGCCAAUCCAAAUAUAUAUUUCUUCCCUUUUUAUAUAUGGGAAAGCAUUGGAUUGACUGAGAUCAUCAAUUCUGAUGUCAGCUACAGGGAGUGGAUCGGGGGCGGGGUCAGUUUCGGCAGACUCAAAAUAAGGUGUGUUUAUAUUCAUUGUUUUUUCUUGAAGUUAAAGGAGGGCAAGCCACCUAAAUGACUUUAACACUAUACGGUCAGGGAUGCGUUUGUGUUCCUGUAGCUAUAGUGCUCCUUUAAGGCCGCCAACCCCCCACCCCACUUUGUUUAUAGAAAAGUUAGCAUAUAUACAUAUUUAUUUUUUUCCUCCUAUUUCCCAAUUACAUAUACAAUGUUAAUUAUGCUGCAUUAACAAUUAUGACUGUACAUCUUGCAGGUACCUAUGAAUCUUGAAAUCCAGUACCCAGAACUUCUUGAAGGCUUUGCACCUGUCGCUAAUAUUUUGAAGCUUAUGUAUGUAUGUCUGACAAUUUAUUAAGUAAUAAUAAUUGUACCACCUUGUCUUAUAAGAUAUUGGUAUAAACUUUGUAUUAGCUACCUCUAAUCGUAACAAGUAGAGUCACCGGUCUUUCAGCCCCAGAACAGGAUAUUCAUACUAUCCCAGUUGGCUUAAUGUCCCUCUUUAUAUAACUGGAUGGUGUCCUGAAGCAUAGAAAAAUCCCAAUAAAUAUACCCAAGGGAGAGUUUGGAAAGUAAUAUGAUGAUUGAUUUAUUUAUUUAUUUAAUACAUUUUAUUUUAACAAGGGUGCGUUUCAUGCCUAUGUGUCGUGUGCAUGACUUCCAACCAUCUGAUGUCUUGAAUCCCAGUAAGUGUUCUUGUUUAUCCAUUUAUUUAUUCUAUGUGAAUUAGUGUAAGUGCUCGAUAUGUCAUGUAUCUCACUCUUUUAUGUUAUCUUACAUAUAGAAGGAAAACGCACCCUGCAGCUCCUGAGUGGGAUUGUCAACUUUUUUCACUUUAGAGACACUCGGAAGGAGGUUUACAACGAAUACUGCUUGAGCUAUGUAAGGAGAGCAGCACUCACCUGCUUUUAAAGUUUAAUAGUUGGUUAUGUUGUAAUGUUAGAACAUGUAACAAAUGUCAUUUUGCCAGCACUAUACUGGUAAAUGUAUAGAUUUUAUAAAGGUUUGGCCCCUAUUCAACCUGUUAAUGAACCUUGUAGGUUUGACUGAUACAGGAGUGCAAGAGAGCCCUCUCCUGUAAGUAGUUCUCAUGCUUUCUAUCACCUAUAGGACCUACUUCGUCUAGUUUAACACUCACAAGUUUAUGAACAUGACACUAACUUUUGAGCGGAUCAACAUCUCCUUUUAAUGAGCUCUCCAAUCACCACGAACACUAGCUAUUGUAGCACUUAUGGUGCCAAGAGUAUCUCGUCACCCUUCCAGAGUAAGUAAUCAAACUGUUUAAGAAGACAUUGCCAACUUACCUGGGUCCUGCUAGGCACCUGCUGCCAUUACCGCUACACUGUAAGCAGUCUGUCAAAAAUACUAUUCUCUCUACCAAGAGUACUGGUUUUAGAAUACAAAUGCAUUUAAAUGGAUACUACAAAUCGCACUAUAAUGUUGUGGUUGUGCCAUCCACAGUUCCUUUUUUUGUUUGUUUUAAAAACUCUUUUCCUAGGACAAUAAACAGCUCCUCUCCUUUAAGCAUUAUCAAGAUCAAUUCCACCCAAGUUGGACAGAAAUUCUAGUCUCAGGGUAGAUUACAUUUGGUUUGAAUGUAAUAGCUGUUUGGUUUUUAUUUUUUAAAUUUCUUUUAUUGCCUAGUUACUUUAUUAGAGAAUCUGGUCUCAACCAAUAUGCACCAAAUGCACUUUUUUUAAAAAAAUUAUUCUAAAGCAAGCAUGUCAAACUUGGUCUAGCACGGGCCAAAUAAACAAGGUUUAAGUUUGUGGGCCGCAAAAAAAAACUUAAAUUUUCAUAGAAAUGUAGGUUUAUUUUAAAAAAUACAGUAUAAAAAAAAAAAAAAAAAGCAUCCCCCUCUAGCCAACAAGCAGACUCCACUUAGAUUUCCGCUGCCAGUAUGCGACUCCAGCCUCUGGUAUACCCCAAAUGGCGCCGUCCAACCCCUGUGCCAAAGCGGAUCAUCCGGCUAUUUCUUGAAACUCUGUGAAGGUGGAGCACGUUGACAUGGCGUUGCGUGCCUCCAGGUACUCUGCGGUCAUUGCAACACUGAUGGACAUACACACUCACUGACUGGGACACACAUUUACACAUUCUUGCACACACUCACAUCAUUCCCUGGGGUCCAGUGGGGAUCAUCUAUCUAGAGAUCUCCUUCUUGCUGCUCCCUUGCGCGCAGUUUAGUGGUGCCGGAAUAUGACGUCAUAUUCCGGCAUCACUACAGACGGCGCGUGCGAGGGAGCUGGGAGACUGAGCUCCCUCGCUGCUGCCAGCGUCCUGCUUCCUCUCCAGCUGGGUAAAUUUUAGCAGAGUAGGCACCUGCGAAGUGGAGAAAGCAGAUGCCUAGUCUGCUUUAACACCAAGCAUGUACUCACGCAUGCGGCCCCAUGGGCUGUGAGUUUGACAUGCUUGUUCUAAAGGCUGUAGUAUUAGGAGGAAUUUUACAUUAAAUAAAAAGAAGAAACUCUCAACAUAACGUAAUAAGAUUUUUUUAAAUUUUUUUUUGUUGGUUUUUCUCAGGUGGCAGUUCCUUUUUGAAUGGGUACUGAUGACCACUAAUGAUUGAUUACAGUUAAUGCUCUUUUUAUUUUUGUUUUGAGUGUUUUUUUUUUUUGUAGAUUUCUUUUUUUUCCCUAUCCAGUAAGAAAAAUUACAUAAUGAUCAUCAAGGGACACAGUAGAGGUUUCUGGACAUUAUAGUUCAACUGUUGGCUUACAGCUGAACUAUAACUCACAGGACCUCUGCUGCCCAUGGAGCACCUCUGUGCAAGGAGUUAUGGGAUAUGCUCAGCACUGUCUUAUAAAGCUAAUGGAGCAUUCUGAUUCAAGGAUUUACAACAAAUGCAGGCAUUUUAGAUUAAGCCCUCCUUUAUUAUUUUUGAAUUCUAAUGAAACCAUUUUAGAAAAUAUACUAAUAACCUCUAUAAGAAAAAAGAAUCGGCUCCAAUAGUGUCCCUCAAUGAUAAUAAACCUAUACGUGUAUAUGUAAACUUCUUCCGUAAACUAAAUGCAAGUUUAACAAAUGCAGUUUUGACUCCUAUGGAUGUAUCAAAUCUUCUGUUUAAUUCUGACAAUUUAUUUUCUCUUGAACAAGAAAUCUGCUUUGGAGAACAAGCAUCAGUUGCAGAAAGCAAUUCAAGAAGCUGAAACCAAGGUUGAGAAGCUUAUGUAAGUUUAUAGAGCGCUUAUCAUAUAUGGCAAUUAACAAUGAAAUCUAGUGCACAAAGGGAUAUGGGAAUAAGUUGUAAAGCCUAUAUAAAUCAAAUCAUGCGCGGUGUAGUCUGCAAGUGUUUGUGACCGUUGUUAACUUUUUGUGGAUGGCAAGUUUGCUUUCAAACUCCCUAUUGGGGUUGUGACCUGUUGUUUCCUUGUUUGUGUAUGUAAUACCUAAAUCAGUCUCAUUGUUCCAGGACUGUUCCACCAGAACAACAAGCAGAGUUUAAAGCCCUGUCUGCUGACAUCCAUGAUUUGCAGCAGAUAUUAAGCCAGGAAUAUCGUGCAAAAGAUGUAAGUGAUACGUGAAAUAAUGAACAGGUCUGUUUUGUGCUUCUCUGUGGUGGCCUGAAAAUGUAUUUUAAUGCAAAACAGCUCUUCCAUUUGAAUAUUCCUGUUCAACUUUGCUUUUUAAAACACUGUUCACAUAUUCAUACUUCUUGUCAACAAACAAAGUAAACCGAGCUUCAAAUGUAACACUGCCAACCAGGCCUUAAAAUGUUGCUUCAACCACCCUGCCCACUUGUGCUUUUAGAAACUAUCCUCCUGUGCAUAGGGGGGCUUAGUCUAGGUUGAAUUCUAAGGAAGGUAAGUUUUUAAAGCUUAUUUAUUAAGGUUUUUUGUUUUCAUCUAUAACUGGGGACUCUGGUGAAUAAUGCCUGAUUGGGCAUUCUUCAUUUAAAGUUUGAUUAAAAAGGGUUGGAGUAACCUUUUAAAGAUGCUUGCCACUGCAGGCCUUGAGGAUAAAUGGCACACUUACCAUGGAUACAUUUCUGCUUGCGAGUGGAGGGUGGGAAUUUUGAGUCAAUAUACCUACUAACAGCAAUAAAGGUAUGGCUUUUAUUUACAAUUGAAGAGGACAUUAUUUUAAAAUAUUUUAAUUUAUAUGGUAUUGAGCUCUCACACAAAAUCAAAUUCCUCAGAAACCACGGAGGAUUAAUACUGCCGGAAAAAAAAAAUCUACUGUGAGAAUGUAAUGUCACCUGCUAAUCAAAUUUUGAAACUUAUGCUCACAGUUGAAAUGAGGCGCACCCUGCAUUACACAGCACAGAAAUGAAGAAAAGUAAUGCUUCAAUGCAAAGCUGCCUAAUGGUGCCCAUUAGUUGCAUGAAGUCCAGUUUAGUUAAGAAAUGUUAAAAAUGUUGUAACAAAAACUUCAGGGGACAUUCCUGGCACCCAAACAACUUCAUAUAAAUGAAGUUCUGGUGGCAGCAGGCCCCUUGAGGCACUUGUACAUCAAGAGGUUAAACCGUUCUUAAACUGUUUAACCACUAAGUUGUUCCAGUGCGGGUCUUCUCUCCUCCCCUAAUUGCAUCUGGCUUUUAAAUUUUUAUUACAGGAAGUGUGAAAUGCCGCUGGCAGGGGCGCCACUAAAAGUGGUCAGCUGACGCUCUCAGCCAAUCAGUGAAUCCCCAUACACUAAACUGGCAUUGAAAUGGUACUUUUCUUUCCAAGCCAGUUUUGUGAAUGGGGAGUCACUGGCUGAGAGUCAGCUGACAGCUCUCAGCCAAUCUGCUGUAUUCCUAACACUAAAGUGUCCUUCUCCCCUACUGAGUGUUAAAACCUCCCUUUUUUUUUUAAUUUUUUUUUUUUUUUCACUUUUGGUCUCUGCCUCCUCAGCGCAAGGGGAAUAGGCCUUCCUCAUAUCAAUGCUUUCCUAUUGCCGGGUUAAGGUAACAGGGACACUGCACCCAGAUUAAUUCAAUGAGAUGACGUGUCUUGGGUGCCUAUAGUGUCCCUUUAAAGCGGCACUGUCAUGCCGAUCUUUCACUUCCCCUCCUUUUCUUUCCUUUUUUUUUUUUUUCCCUACUCUUGACCAGCUUUUUUUCCCCCCACAAUUCUCACCUUCCUCCUGCUGCUUCAUUCAGAGUUCGAACGCCUACCUAACAGAACAGUUUGUCCAUUCGUGUUAGGACGCAAUUCGGGAGUGCAGAGUUUUUGUUCAGAUCUGAAUUUAAUUCGAAUGAAUGAAACUCCGAUCCUAUUCGUGCCGCGAGUAGAUGGCUCCCUAAUUCCCACGGUAUUGGGGAACUAUCUACUAAAAGGCUGAAAGACCUAAAUUGGUCUUUCAGACAACUUUACAAAUACGAAGUAAAGAUUACUUAGUAUUAGUAAUUAAGGGAGAUUUCAAUCUUUAUUCUGCCCCUACUCUCUACCGCUAGUCUACUAAACAGUGGCUGCUCAACAUUCUAAUAAAGUGCCCCUUAGUGGGACACCUUUAAAAAAAAAAAAAAAAAAAAAUCCACGUGAUGCCACUAAACUAAACAUCCUUACCAUUGAAUUUUUUUAUUCCCCCCUCACUAUUUUUUAGAGUGAGAGGGAUAAGAAGGAAUACAUUUUAUUUGAGGGGGUGACUGGGGUCUUGGGGACCCAUAGUCACCUUGUGAGGGGAGGGAGUAAGGGGUUACUUUUACAUUUAGCUGCUGCCCAUGGGUGGAGGCUGGGGGGACAAUAGGUCUCCCCCUAUUGUACUGCCCAUGGGUGGGGGGUGGAAAUAGGCCCCUCCCCUAUUGUCAUUUUAGGCCUCUACACACUGCUCGUGGGUUGGGGCGGGGGGACACACAAUAGGUCACCAAUUAAGGAUUUCAGCCUUUUAGUAGAUAGCUCCCUAAUUCCCACGGUAUUAGGGAGCUAUCUACUCACGGCACGAAUAGGAUCAGUUUCAUUAAUUCAAAUAAAAUUCGAUCCGAACAAAAUCUCCCGACGUGUGUCCUAACACGAAUGGACAAACUGUUCAGUUAGGGUGAAAUACGAUACUUUCGCCGGCGUUCAAACGCAAAAUUGAUUUGACCACAGGAAAUGGAGCGGACUUUGCUUCUUCCCCUGGGUCAAAACUGGUCAAUCGCAGGAAAAAUACAUAGGACAAAAUAGUCCCUACUUUUGUCUUGUGUUUUAAUGAAAAGUAGAGCAGACAGGAAGAAAUGAAGAACAUAUCCUGAGAGAAGAGGAAGUGAUUGGGGAAAGGUAGGUUUGUUAUGACAGUGUGUCUCUUAAAGCGGCACUAUCAAGACCAUCGUGGUAUGUCAUUCAUGGGUUAAAAUCAACCAAAAUGCUCUGACUGUAUACGAAACUAUUUCUGAUUACAUAUAGCAAAGGACUAUCUUCUAUUGUUUCGAACGAUUUAUAUAUUUUUUUUUUUUUUCCUCCUUAGAUCGCUUUUCAAGAAAAAAUUUCACAGCAAAAGGCAGAUUUCACUGAAAAGAACAAAAAAUUGGUAAGUGCCAAGACUCUCAUCUGGUAGAGUUGAGUCUGUUUGAAUUGAGGAGAGAUGGGUUUGUUGUGUUUGUGGUCUCUGUGUACAAGGGGUGUAUCAGUGUCUGAUUACUUUCCCCACCUGCUCCUGUCCCAAACACAAGCAAGAUCAAGGAAUUUGCAGGAUCUGUGAAUUUAGCAAGAUAUAUUGUUAAUUCUUGAUUUACUUUUCUUUUGCAUUCAGAACCAACAUAAACUGGCAAUUGCUACUAUGAAGGAAGAACAAGAGCGCAUGAAAUCUCAGAUUGUGGAAUCUCCAGAACAACGGAAAAGUAAAACUGAGAGGAUGAAGGAAACUGUGCACAAGCUGAAACAAUCAAGGGUACACAAAGUUUGAGUUUAAUAGCUUGUAUUGCACUUUGCUUGCAUUGGAGCAAAAUUGAGCUCAGGUGUUAAGAUCUCUUUAGCAGAUUCGGCAAAAAGCUGAAACGGGAGGCUUUCUCUGCGGAUUUUGUGUCCCUAAUUUAUAAUGGUCCCACCUCUCUUACAUUGCUAUAAACAAAUAUAACAAAAUCUUCAUUGGAUUUUAAAAAAAUCCAAAAAAGACUAUAGUAUAGUGCUCUGCAGUUCUUUAAUCAAAAGCAAUUGAUACAUAAAAGUAUUUAACAUAAAAAAUUACAAGGUGGCAGAUUCUACCUUACCCAACACUGAUGUUUUGGCCUUUAUCAAGAAAGGUGUGGGAUUUAUUUUUUUCCCACCUCCCCAUUAUUUAUUUGUGGUCUCCAAUUAAUUGGCAUCAUUUAGUAAAACAUUGAAAAUCACUUAUUAUUCAUGUAAAAAUUUUAAAAAAAAUUUUGAGGUGCUAUGUUUUUUCUUAAAUUUUAUAGUAAAGAAACCGUAUAAUGACAGGAAUACAAACCCGGUCACUAUAGUGUUAACACAUUUUAGGUGACUUGCCCUCCUUUAAAACUCCCCUUUAUUCCAGCACCGUCCAGAUCUGCCGCGGCUGACUCCGCCUCCUUGAAUCAGGUCAUCAACAUUGACACUCAUCCAGUGCUUUCCCACAAGAAAGCAUUGGUAGGCUAAUAUGCACGAGCUGAAAAAUGCUGCGCUGCGCCAUUCAGCAUCUCCACAUUGAGAUCCAUUGAUUCAAUGCAUCUCUAUGAGGAAUAUUCAGUGCCUCCAUGCAAGUUGGAGACGCUGCACAUUGUACAGUACUGACCCAGGAAGCACCUCUAGUGGCAAUCAAGAUUGCGAAGGGGGGCGGGGGGGAGGAUGGAUACCGUGUUUCGUUUCUUCUCUUCUGUGUGCUUUCUCUAUUCUUACUGUCAGGAGCAAAGGACAGAGCUUUAAGCAUUAUUUCUUUUGUGUUUAACAGCAAGAGACAGGUGAGAAAUGUGAUUACUACAGGGAAAAAUUAUCUCUGGCUAGUCAGUGGCAGGUUGCCAUGCAGGGAUAUAUCAAGAAACUACAGAAUAUCGACGCCAACCUAGAAAUGUGCAGAAAAAUUCGUGAAGAGGUAUGACAACUGUACAUUAUAGUGUUGCUGCAUAGAAAUACUGAUCUAUAUGAAAUUGCUUCUGCAAAGUUUUAACAUGUUAAUUGGUGGCCUCUCCUAGACCAGACAGAUGGAAGAGCAGGUUGUCAAUGUAAACCUGGAGCUAAAAUCCUUCUCAAACGAGGAUGCUCAGCUCAAAAGAACACUUUUGCUCAAGAAAGAGAAGCUUGCAAAACUGGACAUCAAAAAUAAGAAGAAACAGGAAGAUUUUAAUCAGCAGAAGCAGGAGAUUCUAGAGUAAGUAGUUUAUUUUAAUCCGUAUAUUCUACAUCAUGUAUGCAGUUCCCUUUACAUUGGCAGGAUCAUAAGCCAAACAAUCUAAUACUAAUAAUAGGAUGGUAGCGCUGAAAGUAGCCAAUUGGCCAUUGUAUGUGUGUAUUAAAUAGUUUUGAAGUAGUCAUGGUGCCUGGAGUUUGUAUGUGCAGCAUUUCGUUUUGAAACCCUGCACAUACAGAAAUUAACCCCUUCUAUGCGUAACUUCAUCUCUGGCAGUGUCAAAGCAAAAUUCUAUGUAUAAUUGGCAUCUGAUGUUCAAUGUCGGCAUUUCCCUACCCCCUCCAUCCUCUGACAACCCUCCCCCUCCAGUGAAGGGCAAUGAUGUUGGCCAAAACACAGCUUUUUUUUUUUUUUUUUUUUCUUCUUCUCUCAUCUAAAUCUGAUAUGUAUGAAAGUAUUCUUGAUCCUGUGUCAAUGUAUGUAUUAUGUGUAAAAGCAUGUAUGAAAGUGUUUUUAAUUUUGAUUAUUCACCUUUAAACAUGUAUAUGUUUUAUAUACAAGACAAAACAUUUUAGACCUCAUAGCGAUGCCAUCAAGACAUACCAAUAAAGCAUGAGACCAAAAGUUUAUUGAAAGGAUAAUUUCGUCAUCUGUGCGGUAUGUUAUUCUAGAACAUGAUCUGCCUAAAUAAUGGUCAGAUCGUGUGAUAUUUCUCGGAUACUGAUAUAAUAUACUAUAAAAGAUGCUUAAUGGCAAAACGUGUGUCAGAGAAAUAUAACGCCAUCUCUAGGAUCUGUAUGUAUAAACCGCUUAACCCUUUAGUUUCAGAAUAUUUUAUUUUACGUAUGGUAUAGAAAUGGGGUUCAAAAUUUCCACUAGCCAUUUUUGGCCUAAGUGUGCCAUGAACCUUUAAGGUUUUUAGUAACUUUUAUGGUCCGGUUAAUAUCAUAGCACUUUAAAUCCUAUUGUGUGUGUGUUAUAUUGCAUUUUUGUUCCUCGAUAGGGUCUGCAGUCACAUCCAGGAGAAGAGACAGGCUGUACAUGGUCGCGUGGCUCAAGUCCUUCAAGAAAUCCAGCAAAAAAGCAGCAAAAAAGAGGAACUACUUGAAAUGGCUGAUGAAGAAAAAAAGAAAUAUCAAGUAAGUUCAUAAUCCUCUUCCCCCCAAGUCUUCCCAUAUAUUUUUGGAUUGCAUUGCAGGCACCUUAAAGGGACACUGUAGGCACCCAGACCACUUCAGCUGGUCUGCAAUGUAAAACAUUACAGAUCCAGAGAAAUUCAAAUUCCGGAAUCCAAACUUACUUUAUGUCCGUUAUCUGAAGCUGGGCGCCCUCACGCUCUGCAUUGAAUAAUGCUUUCGUAUGGGGAGGUCUAAUGCGCGCGCACAUUCGCAUUAGGUCUCCCCUGCCGGCGCCUAACCCAGCGUCAAGGAACAUGGACGCUGGAUUCAGGUAAGUGGCUGAAGGGGAUUUAACCCCCAUCAGCAACGUAAAAUGGUGGGCAGGAGGGAUGGGGGGCCUAUGAACCCUAUCGUGCCAGGAAAACACCUUUGUUUUCCUGGCACUAUAGGAUCCCUUUAAUGCUAUGAUUUGUUUCAACAAUAUCGGGUGGCAAACCUUGUGUGUAUAUUUCAACUGCAUGUGUUGUGCGUUAUGUCAUUUAUCAAACCUGCAGAUUCAACUUAAAGGGUAACUCACUUUUCUGGAAUAUACAGCAAUGAAAUCUUGCAUUUAAUUUUAAAGCUUUAGCAAAUUGCUUCACAAUCAAGUUCAGUUUAGGCAAAGCCAGGGCAAGCAAAGAGGCGGUAUAGAAACUUUGUUCAAUUUCUUCUGUCUGCUUUCUCUGUGUGGACGGACAGAGAAAUUGUUAUAAGGACAGAACUUCUAACAAUAAUUGGCAAAUAGCCAAGAUGGUGAUACACAGUUGCAGGAUAAAGAGGUGUGGAUUUCUACAUUUAAUUGUAUUUUUCACACUUCACAAAUAUAAAUUUGGUAAAUGUCAGUAUAAGUAAACAUAAUAUAAAAAUUUCAGGGAAGUGACAGAAGCUCUGGAAACUGUGGAUAUAGAAAAAAGGCAACAUAUUAAAUUAAAGGAGCACUAUAGGGUCAGGAACACAAAUAUGUAUCCCUGACCCUAUGGUGUUAAAACGACCACCUGGGCCACUCUUGCCUCCCUAAAUAUAGUAAAAUCUUACUUGUAUUCAAGUCUGCAGCUCAUGUGAACUGCCUCUGUCUGCUGACAUCAUCAAAAGUGGUGGUCUGAGCCAAUCUCAAUGCUUCCCCAUAGGAUUGGUUGAUACUGUCAAGGGGGCAGAACCAGCACAAGUCAAACAGUCCUGGCCAAUCAGCAUCUCCUCAUAGAGAUGAAUUGAAUCAAUGCAUCUCUGAGGAAAAUGCAGUGUCUGCAUGCAGAGGAUGGAGACACUGAAUGGCAGUGCUGCAUACUCUGAUUCUACUCACCAGAACAAAUGCAAUAAGCUGUAGUGGUUCUGGUGACUAUAGAAAUGCCAUAUAUAUGCAAUGCUUUAAAGAGAAAUGCCAUGUAUAUCUAGUGUUAAACUGAUAAGUACUUUAAGGAAGCUAGUGUCCUAUAGGGGCACUAUACAUACCAGAACCCCUUCAGAGAAAAGUCAGUGUUUACAAUGAACAUUCAGACAGCCACUAGAAGGAUUUCCUGGGUUUGGUCCUGCAAUGAUUGCAAGACAGACAUUCAGUGUAUGCAUACUCUUCAUGGAGUCUCUGGUUGCUCCCCACAGAGCUACAUUGAAUCAAUGCAUCUCUAAGGAGAUCAGCACAGUGACUUGUUGUGCAUGAACACUUGCCUCCCUAUGGAAAAGAUUAAUAUUAAAAUUAAUGAUCUCCGCUAGAGCUUAAGUAAAGCUGAGUGAUCUAUAUUUUGGGAGGGGGAGGCCAAUUAUCUAAAACAUUAGUAUAACAAUAUAUUAUUGUGUGGGAGCAAAAGCAGAAAUAAUUAUUUGUUAAAUAUAAGGAUUAGUAAACAUUAAAAAAAUCCUGAGAAACAACCACUUGCCUGUAAAUUCAAUAUAUUGUCACAGUUGUGCAGAAACAAGUCAUUUUACAAAUCAUGCAAAGAUUUUAAUUUUGUUUUCGUGCAGGGUUGCUUAAUCAAACACUUGUGGGUUCUAAACCACUGUUUCUAGUUCUAGACUUUUUACCAUUUAUGACUUUAGCUGUAUAGGUUUCUGGAGUUGCCUUUUCUAUUUAUUCUAUUCCCAGUUCCUAUUUUGAGUUCAUUCUAUUUUUUUUUUUUUCCUCCUCGCUCUGUUUUAUAUUAUAUUAUCACCCUCCCAGGAGGUAAUUAAGGAUUUCAGAGCUGCUCUGGAGAAAUACCAUGACAGUUUGGAGAAGGCGUUUGAUCGUAGCGCUGAGAGAAAGCGUGAAAAAAUUGCUGAGCUGAAUCGAAGGUUGAGUCGGAGAUAGAAAAGGAAAGUUUUCAAUAGAGUGGGAAAAGGGAUUGGCUUUGUAUGUAUUUUUGUGUAAUAAAGUGUCUUUUUUAUAUGCGUUAAGUAUGUGUAGACUUCAUAUAUCGUGUGUACAUGUUGAUAGGCAAACCUCUUUCAGAACCUCCGAAUUCACUAUCCACUACCAUAUAAAAGGCCCUGAUUUCUCCCUAGAUCAGUUAGUGUUAUCUAGAGAAAUCAAUUUUGCUUUUCUUUGUCAUUGGAUGUAAGUGCUCCCUUUUCCACCAAGUGUGUUUUUUUUCCUUUUUUUUUUUUUUUUAUAUAGUCCCGUAUGUUAUGUGUACUGUUAUGCAAAAAUUACAAAGAGUGCAACUGGAACGAAGUUUAAAGAUAGUUUCAUGCAGGAAUCUGUUCUCACGGACUGUUUCACUAUGCGUUGGGGGCAGUUUGUCUCUUCUUCCUUUUGUGCCCCUCUAUAGAUCCUCGUCCUAGAGCAUCUUCAGCACUCCAGAUGUGUUGUGUACUACAUCUGGCUGUAAGAGCAUUAAAUGUAGUCCACAACAUCUGCCAAAAGUUGCCUACCUAUGUCUUAGAGCAUUUGAUUUCCAGUUCUCUAACUGGUUGUAAGCUAAAGUUCAGCUAUCAGGAUGUCCAUACUGUCAGCUCUUGCCUGAGUGAUAUUUAAUCUAAAGGUAAGAAAUGUAAGACUGCUAAAGACCUUUCCUUCAGUCCUUAAAACCUAGGCAUCCAACCAGACCUCGAGGUGCAUGCCACUUCGGGGCUGUUCUGAGACGGCCCAUUGGGUGGCCCAUGCACUUACAGCCACCCAAUGACACUGUCUCUUCUGGGAUCCAGUUGGCACCGCAACCAUUUAACAUUGAUUAAGCCCCUGUGAUGUUAGCAUCGGGAAAAAGUGACAAUUGGUCACUUCCUGCGUUAGCAGGAGAAGACGGGCACAGACUUCCAACAGCCUCAGCCAGCCGCUGGACCCCAGGGAAGCAAGUCCUUCCAUCCAAAAGUUAGAAAACAGGACAGUGGCUAAAAAAAAUAUAUCUGCAUUUUGCAUGUUUGUUUGUCUGUGUUUUAUAUGUCUGUCUGCUUGUCAGUGUGUGUUCCAUUUAUUAAAGUCCUUAGGUGGAGUCUCCCAGACCCCUACAAGAUAGGGAAUAACAAUAGGAGGUCUGGGACUUCGAAAAUUACAUCACACUAUGAUCAAGGAAGUGAAAGACUGGGGAAUUUAAUUUAUAAGAGAAAACGGCUGAGAAAGAAUAACGCCCACUGGACCACCAAUGGGACCAGCCCUAUAUAAACCAGGACUAGGGAGAAGGCUAGAUUGCUUUUUCCUAUUUGGGAAUGGUUUUGAUUUUAUAUUUAUUUAUCAUUGUUACAAUAUCAUAAGGUCCAUGAGGAAGUCUAUUUAUAUUGAACGAAAUGUGUAGGACCAUAUCUUAUUCUUCAUUUGAUAUAGUUUUUAUUAUAUUUUAUAUUUGUUUGCAAAGAAAAGCAAUUACUUUCCUUUUCUGGUAUUUGUGGCUAUGGUUCCUGUUCUAUCAUGGUUCCAGCAGAGAGACAUCUACAGAGGGAGAGAAGCCCCCCAACACUAUCAGGAGAGGCACCAUUGAGGUGACAUUAACAGUAUAUUCUAGUGGGUGCUACCAGUAAGUAUUAUUUACUGGUUUUGACAUAUUGCAAUUUGUAUUGUUAAUUUAUAAUUUUAUUUUUACUGCUUUGUGUGUGUCCCUGUGUAUCUGUAUGAGUGUCACUCUAUCUAAAUGUGUCAUUCUGUGUAUGUGUGCUAGUGUGUCUAUCUGUAUGUGUGUGAUUGUGUGUAUCUGCGGGUAUGUCAGGGUGCAUAUGUCAGCAUGUGAUAUUUUUCUCUCAAUUAAAAAGGAGUGUGGCUCAUGUACACAUUUCUGAUGAAGUGGCCCACUGCAGAAAAAAAACUUGGACACUCCUGCCUUAAAGGCCUACUCAAAGCACAAUGGUGACUUAAUUGAUUUUUGUAGUGGUCGUGGUGCCUGAAGUUUGUAUGUACAGUGUUUCAGUAAUGAAAUGCUGAAACGGAGUUGAACAUCUCUGCUGUCAGUUGUAACUCUUCCUCUGGCAAUGUUAUUGGAGUGUUAACCUGAGUUCCAGGCUGGCUAAUGUUGUUUGUGUGCAAUUUUCAUUGUGCAGAAUUUCAUUCAUUGGCUGAGAACGGUCAGCUGACGUUCUCAGGCAAUGGCAUCUUUCCAGCUUAUGCCACUUUGUCAUUAGUGCAUCACCAAACCACCAGGGAGCUGUGCAGCACAGCAGGGAUCCAGGUACGAGGGCUAACUGCUGCUCAACGGUUUGUCCUAUUACUGGGGCACCAAGCUAGGGUAUUUCUUACAUCAUGACCACCACAGCAGGCUGUAAUGGUUAUGAUGCUUGGAGUAACCCCUUAAAUGUCUAAAAAAAAAAAAUAAAUAAACUGAAAGAAUUUAGAAAUAGAGCGCCACUUCCAAAAACAAAUGUGGCUGAAGAAUCUUCCAUCUAAAAAGUUCCUAGAUCUAUAUAUACAUAAACCCUUUGGAAAAAAUGUAAUACUGCAAUGCACGUAUAAAGACAAGAGAAUAACAUAGUGCUCCAUGUAAAAUGUAUUAUGAAAAAGGUUUCUGCAUCAAGAGAGCAUAUCGGGAAACCCAGCCCCUGGAUGACAUUGAUGUUACCUCAACAAAGUUGUGACAAAAUCCCUAUUUUGCUUUCCGCAGAGUCAUUCUACUCCGUUCGGGCAUUUUGUUAAGAUUUUGUUACACAUUCAUCCGAAGAGACUAAGUACCAAACAGGCCCCAGGAAUUCAGUGCUCUCUUUGUGUGGCCGCCAUUUAUUUAACUGAAAGCCACGUGGUGGAGAAAACGGUGGCCAUCUUGUCGCACGAAAGCAGGCAGCGGGACUUAGUCGUCGAGUGCCUGGAACUCUGAGGCGGCCACUCGACAGCCUGAACACUGGUGAAAACGUACGAACGCCUGCUUCUGUUCGCGGCAAGACAGGAGUGUGCUGUAAUUACAUCAAUGGAAUCAAACCCAGUAAAGGAGGAGACUAUAUUUAAAAGAAGAACUACCACAACAAGAGGUAAAUUAGAGAGGGAAAGGUUUAAAAAUAAUUUCAGGAAGUAUUACUUUACAGAGAGGGUAGUAGACCCAUGGAAUAGCCUUCCAGCUGAAGUGGCAGAGGUUAACACAGUGAGGGAGUUUAAGCAUGUGUGGAAAAGGCAUAGGGCCAGGGAUUAAAGUAUUUCGAAAAUUGGGCAGACUAGAUGGGCCGAAUGGGUUUUACCUGCCAUAACAUUCUAUGUUUCUAAUUUAGUAUAAACAACUAAAGAUAAGUGGGUGGUCCCAGGCAUUUUGUCCCCUAAAUUAAACUUCAGGGACCCAAAAGGUGGAAAAAUAUAAAAUAAAUGAAAUAUAAAUAAAAUACAAACAACUUUCACAACAGGAAAAAGAGCAAAACAUAAAGUAAGUGUUUCAGUCUAAUACUACUUUAUUAAAAGUUAGACCCAAUAUUGAUACUAUCCAUAUUCUGUUUUGCCAUUUUUCACAGUAUUUAUCACCUAGCCAGUUCUGCUCAGCUUUCUUGAGUUCAAUCAUGUUCCAUCUUGUAGCAUAGUCCAACCUUACCUCUUCUUCUAUCUCUUGCACCUUGCCCAAUGUACAAAAUCUGUUGUUGCACAUUCUAGCCAUGGUGGCUAGUAAGAACCUAGCAUCCACCAAUGCCUGUGGUUAAAGUUGAUAAACACCUUACAGGCACAUCUAUAUUUACACAGCCAGGGGGUGUAAAUACUCUGUAUUGAUAUUUCUGUCUGCCUUUAUUCUUCCCUCGGCUGAUUUAUCCAUACAGCUGGCAGAAUGUUAAUAAAAAGGAAUACAAAAAUGUAAAUAUUGCAGUUUCUCUGCAUGGUUAAAGAACAGGGAUAUUGCUCCUAUAGCACUUCAAUGAGAUGAAGUGGUCUGGGCAGGGCCAGAUUAAGAGCCCAGUGGGCCUGGUGCUGACUAUUAUAAUUACAGAAUCUUAUCGAUCAAAAACACUAAAACAGUCAUACCUACCAAUCGUAUCAUGUAUCUGGCAGAAGUGGUGCUGGAGGGAAAUUCAUAAGUGCAGCUAUGAGAAAACACACACACUAUGCUAAUCUCUCUAAUUUAUGCUUUCAUCUAUUAAGUAAAUCCAUACCCCUAACAGUAGUGUCCAGUGAAGCAGGACUGGGUAAAAGAGUGGGCCACUGACACAAAUCAUGUAACCAGAACUGCCGAAAGAGGCGAACAUACCUUAAAAAGCGGGCAUGUCUGCCUAAAGAAGGUCAGCCUGGCAUGAAUGCAUGUCAAGCUGCCUGCCAAUCAUGCAGGCUGGCCAACUAAGGGAAAACUAUGCAGACAGCACCCUGAGCUUGGCAUAAAUAUGUCUAGCGAUGAGUUCGCUCCACCCUUUCUAAGGACUGUCCCCUAGCACUUGCUGGUCCAUUCCUCUCCUAACCUCCUUACUAGCAGGCAGAAGCUCCUGGUAUAUAGUCUGGGACAGAGAACAGCUGCAUAUAGUGAGUGUAGAAGAAAAGGAACAUGUCACAGUGUUAGAGAGACUGAAGCAGCAAGAUCGUUUGCAUUGUGCACAAAGUCAGCUUUACCUUAAUUAAUUUUGUCAGCCAGUCCACACAAGUUUUGUUCCCAUACAUCCCUCUAACGUUUCCAUACUUAAGCAAGAGUAUGUGAAGGAUAGUUAGGGUUGCCACCUUUCUUGGAAAAAAAAUACCGGCCUUACUAAUUUGCAUAAUGAAUUAUGUAUGCGUGUAAAUCACAAUGAGUGACAUAAGAGAAAAUUCUGUAAAAUCACCAAAAAAACUACUCAUUUAUUCUGCUGAGUAAAAGAUGGAUUGUUACUAGUGUCACCCUGUCUCCCAGUGUCUUAGUGUCCCUUAGUCUUCCAGUGUCCUCAUGUUUCCCAGUAUCCCCUAAUGUCUGUGUCACACUGUAUCACAGUGUUUCAGUGCCCCAUGUGUCCCAGUGUCCCAUCAUGUGCCCAUGUCUCUGUGUCUUCUAUGUAUCCCAGUGUCUCAAUGUUUCAGUGCCCCAUGUCUCCCAGUGUCCCCUUGUGUCCCCAUGUUGCCCAGUGUCACUUGGACACGAGGGGACACUUAAGAGACAUGGGAACACUGCGACAUUGGGACACUGAGACACUGGGGACACAGACGCUAGGGCACAGUGUCCCCAUGUCUCACGGUGUCUCCAAGUGCCUAGUGUCUCACAGCAUCCCAUAGUGUUUCAGUGUCCCCUGAUAUUCCAGUGUCCACAAGUGUCUCAGUGUUCCCAGGUCACCCAGUGUCCCCUAGUGUCUCCCAGUGUCCACAUGUCUCCCUGCAGCCUUUACCCCAUUCCUCACUUCCCUGAGCUGUAGGCUGUCUCUGCAGGCUGGGAGCUGCUGUCUGCACUCUCUAUGAUGUGUAGCUGCUCCCCCACGGAUCAGUGUGUAGAGAGAGGCAGGGAUAUGCUUUAACUUCCUAUCCCUGCCUCUCUCCACACACAAUGACCCCUACUCUGCACAGGUAUUGCAGAGUAAUCUCUGUUUAUACAUAGAAAUAUGCCGGCAUUUGUAUUGCCGGUUUUACUGCAUAAACUGGCACUGGCCAGGUAGCCUCAAAUACCAUAAAAUACCAGCCAGGUGGCAACCCUAAGAGUAAUGUGUUAAAAAAAAAAAAGAAAAGAAAGAAAAAAUAUAUAUAUAUUUUUUUUUUUCUUCAAAAUCAAUGGGCAUAUUCCAUGGGCCUGGGCCUGGGCCUGGAGCUGCAGCUCCAUCAGCCCCUAAGUAUAUCCGGCCCUGGGUCUAGUUUUAAGUGUUUGCAUGCAUGUAAUAAAGGCUUAUGCAAAAAUACAUUCCUGAAACAAACAUUUCUUGUGUUACAGCUCUAUCCCUUAUCUUAAACUGGAGAUACCAUAAUAAAUAUACAGCAUGGCUGCAAGUUUUAAAGAGGAACUGCAAGUUGAAUUGAACAUUCUUUACACCUUUAUCACAGAAAGCUAUGGGAGGUGGACUGGCACACUUAUUUUUGUAUUUAUCAGAAAGAGCGGUACUUUAGGAUUUACUUAAAAAGAAAAAAAAUAUAGAAAAAGGUGGUAAAUACACCCUGCAAUAUCCCUUUAAAUCACCUUAUAGAUUUGCUGGGAGUCACUUUUUAUAUAAAGAGAAUGUGUUUUACAAAGUUACCAGUAGAGGGAACCAGUGACUCACAGAUGUUACGAUUUAAAUAAUACAAACUGAGCUUUCUAUUUGUACAGCAAGAUAUAUACCAACUCAUAAUGAAAUUUAAAAAAAAACAUUACAUAUGGCUAAUCACAUUUACUUCAAAUUGUUGAUACUUUAAAGGAUAGCAGUCGCUUCUCUGGAAUUUACACUAUUAAAUCAAACAUUGAAAGAUAUCUACAACUUGUGGUUUUUUUUUGUGAACUUGUAUUUUCUUUUAAAUGUAUAUUAAAACAUCUGGUAAGUGACAUUAAAGGACCACUAUAGUGCCAGGAAAACAUACCCGUUUUCCUGGCACUAUAGUGCCCUGAGGGUGCCCCCACCCUCAUGGACCCACUCCCGCCGGGCUCUGGAAAGGGGAAAGGGGUAAAAACUUAACUUUUUCCAGCGCUGGGCGGGGAGCUCUCCUCCUCCGAUCCUCCUCCUCUCCUCCCAUUCGGCUGAAUGCGCACGCGCGGCAAGAGCUGCGCGCGCAUUUAGCCGGUCUCAUAGGAAAGCAUUUACAAUGCUUUCCUAUGGACGCUUGCGUGUUCUCACUGUGAUUUUCACAGUGAGAAUCACGCAAGCACCUCUAGCGGCUGUCAAUGAGACAGCCGCUAGAGGAAUUGGAGGAAGGAUUAACCCAUUUGUAAACAUAGCAGUUUCUCUAAAACUGCUAUGUUUAUAAAAAAAAAAAAAUGGGUUAAUCCUAGCUGGACCUGGCACCCAGACCACUUCAUUAAGCUGAAGUGGUCUGGGUGCCUAGAGUGGUCCUUUAAAAUCCUGUCCAGUCCAGGCACAGCCAGGGCACACAAUGCAAAGGAAGAGGAAAACUGAAACAUUGUAUCUGUAUCAACUCUUCUGUUAACUAAGUUUAUUGGCAAAAUGCUACAUUUAUUAAAAAAAAAUAAAAUAAUAAAACACACCUUGAAGCCCUUUAAAUUAAUACUUUUAUAUAUAUAUAUAUUAACGGGUUGAUCCUGAAGAAAGCCCCAGAUGAGGGCUGAAACGUUGAUUUUAUGGAAUAACACCUAAUAAAGAAAACCUUUUUUACGUAAAAGACCGUGAGUGCAAGCCCUUUCUUAUUAUUCUAUUAUUUUUGGCUGUGGCUUAAAGUGCACCCGGCAUUGAAAUUCCUGGGUUAGUCUGAGUGCAAGGACCUUGGUGUCUCUAUAUAUAUAUAUAUAUAUAUAUAUAUAUAUAUAUAUAUAUAUACACGGUUGAUUGGACCAGCAAAUCGUGUCAUAGCUUUGUGACUGAGGUUCACACCCCACACCUUCACCCCUAAAAGAAUUAUGUGCGUUCACAAGCAAAAAUUCACAUGUUACAUGUACCAAUCUAUGAAUAGUUAUAACUGUGCCUUCCAUGGAGACGGGAUAAAUGUGAAUUUAAACUUAAACGUAUGUACUUACGUAUGUUUACUUCAACCACCUUAACCACUUCAGCGUCACAUUGCCACAAAUCCUUUAAGUUUGUUUCAAUAUUGUGUUCUACUUUUGAUUCAUACACAAUGCACUAUAGCUGCCACACAUAACUUUUAGGAGUAUUUCUGCUGCACAAAUUGAUUUUCUGACUGUGCAGGCAAAGAAGCACUGUGUUAUUACAAAAGAAAACAAAAAAAAAACACAUCAUAUUCAUAUUGGUGACUGUAGCAAUCAUUAAAUCUUUUCUCUCUUCCAAGGAAAACUGGUUGCUUGUAGCAAAUCACCUGAGUUCUUCAUUAAGAGCUACUUCAAUCCAUUCUUCUGAUUCUCUCUCUCUACUAUAUCUUCCAGCAUGGAAUUUGAUAAUUUAAAAAAAAAAUUGGACUAUCUGUUAUACAUUGGUCUACGAGGAGUCAAAUUUGAAUUCAACACUCAUCCUCUUCCUGCAAACAAAGCCUUUAUCACGUCUAUACAAAUAUUCUGUAUAUAAUUUUGUGAAAGGCAUUGUGUCUUAUGCUACUGCGAGGUGAUGAACGCCUACUCCCAGAACCACAGCCACAAAGUAGCACCCAUCGAAGUGACUUCUUCAUUGAUCAUUGUUUAUAGCAACAUCUAACAGAAUGGUCAACAAGUGCAGUGUUUUGUCAAGGUUUGCACAUUUCAGUUUCUAAUAAAAAAUAAAUAAGAGAAUGUUUUCAUUUUGUGCCAGGAUUAUGAUAGUGUGGUUUAUCUCCUAGUAUGGACUAUUGCAAUUUAGUGGGAAUGUAUUGCUUUAACGAGCUAAAUAAACCCGGUUUUGGGAAGCUCACAACACAGUUUUAAAUGAGGUUUCUUUCAGGAUUCGCAUUGCGUGAAGAGGAAUAUAAAUGUAACAAAUAUAAUCAAUAUGCAGGUAUAGGCAACUAAUCACAAUGCUCAAUUGGCAUCUAAACCAUGUGGUACCAUUAUAAUCUUAAUUUGUACACAUUUAUUGAAGAUACCUAGUCUUUUUCUUAUAGUUUGCCUUUUUUUUUGGUGAAAAUCCCAUGAAAACCAGCAACCAUCACUCAGUAUAGCACACGUGUUGCUUUUAAAUAUAAUCUGGCCAUAUUAAGCUUAUUGGUGAUAAUGUUGCAAAAGACGCAGGGCGAAAAUGAUUGAAGAAUAGAUUAUUAGCACUCAUUAAUAGAAGUUUAGCUUUCACUAAUUAGGUGAUAUGUAUUAGUCUGUUGUAGAGGAUCAGGUUAACUAUUUUGCUUGUUUUAAUUGUUAGAAAGCAUGUGUACACUACUCCCCCCCAUGCCCCCUCUCCACCCCCCCAACCCCAUGACAUGAGGAGAAGGUGGAAUUUCUAAGCAUUUAGCUGCCCUCUUUUACAUAAUUGAAAUCAUUAACCUUCUCAUUUAAUGGAAAACACAUCCUUAAGCAUUAGCAGUGAGAACAAGCCCAGAAGACAGACAGAGGAUGUGUGGAGUAUGUAUAUGAUAAUAUAGAUAUAGAAACACAACCAUAGGAGCGGCACUGAUAAGGUGCUGCCUGGUUUUGCCCCUGGGUGAAUCACAAAUGUGUCCCUGCAAUAUCUGUUUUGGAAGUCCUACGCCUGUGGACACAUGCCCAGCUCAAUGUGGCACUUCAUUUCCACUCUAGGGAUAUUGAGCGAUGACCAUGUGAAGACUUAUGUGCCCGGCAGACAUAUUCUGCUGCUUAUAUAUAGCCACCAACGACCAUGGGACCAGGUUGAGGAUAAUUCAAAAAGACAGAACUCUGGCAGAUAACUGCAGACAACAAGCGAUAGGAGGAGUGUGAGGUAAGUAGGGGAGGAAUGGGCAGAGAAGAUAUGGGAGGAGGGAUGAAAAACAAGAGACAAUGCAUACAGUAAUGACAAUCGCCGGUACGUACAAAGUUAAGGGUUGAAGAAUAGGAACAGACGACUGAAAAGUAAUGAAGAAUGGAGAAUUAGGGUGACGGGGAUCGUAAAGAAAUAAUUUGGGCAAGAGAAUGAAGUUGGUUUGAUUUAUUCAUUCAUUUGUACAGCACAUAUAUAAUUUAAAAUACAGUAGGUAAAGCACAAGUGAGAACAGAAAUAUGUGAUUUUUUUAUAAGAAAAGAGAUGAUAAAGGAAACUGAAAUGUGUGGCUGUUAUCUGUGUAUGACAUGUAAAAUAUAUUUGUUACAAAGGAAAGUAUCACAUUAAAAAAACUAAAUAUUUUUUUUCACUUUAAACAGAACACUCAAGAAUAUGAUGUACCAAAUUUACCAAACCAUAAUUCAGUGAGGGAAUUAAAAUAACUUCCAUAACUGAUAAAAAAAUAUAUAUAUAUUUCUGUUUGAUUUUAUUAAAAAAAAAAAAAUCUAAAGAAAUCUUUAUCUUAAGUUCAAUCAAUGCCUUGGGUUUUUCCCUAAAAAUGAAACUGGAGAACUGACAAGAGAAUUGCAAAUUUGAGCCCAAAAUAACUGAGCUGAAAAGAAAAAUGCUGAGUUUAACAGUUUUCCAAAUUGGCUAUUUCGGCAUAUCAUUUGCAAUUCCCUUGACAAUUCUGCACUAUUCCAUAUUUGGUGAAUACAUCGCACAGUGUCAAUUCUGAGUUUGGCAGAUGUACCUUUUUUUAAUUAUAUUUUUCAUAACAUGACUGCAGUAUAAAUAGAACAAUACAGCAGCAAGGAAAGGAACCAGAGUUGUCAUGUACAAUAUGUUGCACAAGGUUAAAAUGAUGCAACAUCCAUACAGGUAACUUGAAAACUAACAGAGUAAAAGUAAUAAAUAGACAGCAAAAUAGUGAAAGAAAAAAAGAGAGAUCAUUUUGUCAGUUUAAUAAGUGUUGGGACACCAAAUGUUGUAAAUCAAUGUAAGGGAUUAGGAUGCAGAUAAAUUCUUCAUUGCCCAGAGUAACCCGCUGGGAUUGGGCAGCCACACAUAUAGUUGCUAUUGGUGAUUAUACGUAGCUACUGCAUUAUCCAGUCCAGGUUGACAAGAGACCAGUAAAGGUAUAUCCAAAGAAUGAAAAUGGCAACAUAUGAACACAGAAGAGUAUAAAUAACAAGAGACAAUGCUAUAAGGUGCUUCAAUAAAUGAUCAGCAGAACAUCUAAAGUGAAUGUGCUGCUCUAAAUAUAAUAAGUGUCUCACACACCCAAAAAUACAAAUAAACCAACACAAAGUGCACACAGUGCUGUAAACACCCACCUUUUUACCUUAUACUGUAUAUCACAAUGUUUGGUGGGUGUUUAUAGCACUGUGCGUGUCAUGGGCCAAUGGUUUCAGUGUAGGGAUUCCUCCUGCUUGGCAUGGAAUUUUAUAAGGGGCAUUUGAUGUUUCAUGUUGUUUGAAUUAUAUGGACAUAAUGUAGCUGAAUGUUUGUUUGUUUGUUUGUUUGUUUGUUUGUUUUGGUAGGACUGUGGGUUGUUUACAGCAAGAAAAAAAAGAAGUUAUGGGAAAAGGAACUGUGUGUAGGGUUAAUUACCCUAUUAUAUGGAAAUGACCCUCUGUGGGUAUAUUUACCUCUGUACAGCU